Molecule: messenger RNA, 972 nt
Organism: Trichechus manatus latirostris (Florida manatee)
Lineage: Eukaryota; Metazoa; Chordata; Mammalia; Sirenia; Trichechidae
Gene: LGALS4
Product: galectin 4
Exons: 10
Coding region: 1-972 (323 amino acids)
Molecular function (GO): carbohydrate binding
Source: RefSeq, a predicted model, not a curated record
AUGGCCUAUGUCCCUGCACCUGGCUACCAGCCCACUUACAGCCCGACUCUGCCCUACAACAAGCCCAUCCCAGGAGGCCUCAGCGUGGGAAUGUCCAUUUACAUCCAAGGAGUGGCUAAUGAGCACAUGAGGAGAUUCUUCGUGAACUUCGUGGUGGGGCAUAACCCCGGGGCAGACAUUGCCUUCCACUUCAACCCCCGUUUUGAUGGCUGGGACAAGGUGGUCCUCAACUCGCAGCACGACGGCCAGUGGGGUAGAGAAGAGAGGAAAUUGAGCAUGCCUUUCAGCAGGGGCGCCGCCUUCGAGCUGGUGUUCAUGGUCUUGGCCGAGCACUACAAGGUGGUGGUGAAUGGAACUCCCUUCUACGAGUUUAAGCACCGAAUUCCACUACAGAUGGUCACCCACCUGCAAGUGGAUGGGGACCUGGAGCUUCAAUCCAUCAACUUUAUUGGAGGCCAGCCCACCUUCGGCGAGAGACCCAUCCCUACGCCGCAAUACCCAGGUCCUGUACACAGCCAUCCACCAUGGAAUAACCUGCCUACCAUGGAGGGACCCCCAAUUUUCAACCCGCCUGUGCCAUUUAUUGGGAAACUGCGAGGGGGGCUUAUAGCCCGAAGAACCAUCAUAAUCAAGGGCUUUGUACCCGUCUCAGCCAGGAGCUUCGCCAUCAACUUCAAGGUGGGAGCCUCAGGGGACGUGGCCAUGCACAUUAACCCCCGCCUGAACGAGGGUGUAGUGGUUCGGAACAGCCAUUUGAAUGGAUCAUGGGGAUCUGAGGAGAGGAAUAUUUCCUACAAUCCAUUUGGUCCUGGACAGUUCUUUGAUCUGUCCAUUCGCUGUGGCACGGAUCGCUUCAAGGUCUAUGGCAACGGCCAGCACCUCUUCGACUUCUACCAUCGCCUCACGGCUUUCCAGAGGGUGGACGUGUUGGAGAUCAAGGGUGAUGUUACCUUGUCCUAUGUCCAGAUCUGA